GCUUCUCAGGUGGAGCACCGGAAGCAGAGAAACUAAACCUUUGAUCUCCAAUGAAUCUCACAAAUUCUUCCAACAAAGGGUUAGAAUGUUAUCAUAUCAAUAGAAACCUGCAAGUUGAAUUUAUGCGUGACCGUGAGUGUGUUCCAGGCUUUUCAACACCGAAGUCGCAGGGAGUAAUUUCGAUGAAAGCUUUAUCAGUGUGAAGCAGGUUUAAUCAGCGGUACGGAGAGGGGCUUACGCCAGAAGUCUCGUCCGUGCACUGUCCGUCGACGACGACGGCUUUAAACAUGGCCAUCAUAGAUCUCUCUGCACCACACUCUGGUCUCCUACAUAGCAGCCGCCCCCGCCAUCUCCACAGAAAUUCACUCUCCCCUUCAGCCGCCUUCAUGAUCAUGCACUAGCUUUGCGCUUCGACCACUACCGUCUUUUUUCUUUUUUCUUUUUCUUUUCCAAUUUCACACCCCUAUGAUUUUAAUUUCGGAACAUUUUUCUCCUUCGUCUGAGUUGUCUCAAGCCUGAAAGUUUAUCUAGCCUCCAUUUAGUUUGUGAGUGAUCAUCGCGGUCAUACUUUCAGAUGUGCCGAACGUCUCCCCGUGUACUUCUGGAGGUUUUCAAGGCUGCGUGUGAUUGCAUUAGCAACUCGUACUGCCCAGCUGAGGUUGAUAGAUUCAUCUUCACUUUGUAUCACUCGUUUCUUGAAUCAAGAGCAUGUUUCCUCGGGACUGCUGAACCUGGCUCCCGCAGUUAGCAAUGUUGCGUGAUUCCCAUGUAUGAUUUUACGUUAGAUGAUUGAUUCUUCUCGCAUGUGUUUUAACGCUUUACACUUGGAAGUUUCAGUAGAGCUGCCGACUUACAAUCCAGUUUGAGAGGUUAGACCACCUAACAUCUCAUAGAAGUGUCUGGUCUUCGAGUCUUCCUACCUCGCUGUGUAUCUUUGUAGUUCUUUUCAUGAUAUGUUUCCCUUAACGACAUUGUCUUGACACCCCAACUUUGCCCCCCCAUUCGAACAUCAGCACUGUCGUUUCCGCAACAGAUAUUGAACACCAUAGUGUAUCGAUGGCGAAGAUCAACCUCCUGUUCCUACCCGCGCAAUUCGUGUUUUCGAUGGCCUUUCUCGUGCAAGAUAUAGCUGGUUCGGACAGCCACUGCGGGUGGAGUAAUGCUCAUGCAACCUUCUAUGGCGGCCAUGACGCCCAUGGAACCUUGGGUGGUUCUUGCGGCUAUGGAAACGUCAUCGCUCGCGGUUAUGGAACCAACACCGUAGCGCUGAGCUCUGCACUUUACGGCAGCGGACUCUCAUGCGGGUCGUGCUUCGAAAUCAAGUGCGCAGGGGGAGAAGGUUGCAUUCCAGGCAGUGGUGCUGUAACUGUCACUGCUACCAAUUUUUGCCCACCAAACCCGCACAGACUUCCCAACAAUGGAGGCUGGUGCAACAUGCCCAGACAACACUUCGAUAUGGCUCAGCCUGCAUUUCUGCGCAUUGCCCAGUACCGCGUGGGUAUUGUGCCUGUACUGUACAGAAGAGCUGCGUGCAGGAGGAGUGGGGGAAUGCACUUCACCAUGAAUGGGCACAAGUUCCACAACCUUGUCCUCAUUUCAAACGUAGGUGGCGAUGGAAAUAUCCGAGCAGUGAAAAUCAGAGGAUCAAAGACUGGGUGGCAGCCGAUGUGGCGCAACUGGGGUCAGAACUGGCAAUUCAGCAGUAACUUGUUCGGGCAGAGUCUCUCAUUUAUGGUCACUACAGGAGAUGGCCGCACGGUGACUAGCAUGAAUGUUGUCCCACCGUUUUGGAAGUAUGGGCAGACUUUUCAAGGGUUGCAGUUCUGAUCGAAAUUCGUGAUAUCUGUGAAUUAUGAGCUUGAGUGUGUAACUUGAAGCACUUUGUUUAACAUUGGAUACAUCCAUAGGCGGACACCGAAGAUAUGCAUUUCCCAUCAGCUCGGUUCUUUGCAUAUCAGUUGACUUGGCUGCUUUCUAAUUGGUGUUCAUAGACACGAAAGGUAAAUUCGAUUAGUGGCUUCAUACAUUAAAUUUAAGUGUUCACAUUGUUUUGAUAGUAUUGUAUUUCAGAAGUUUACGUUGGUUCGAGCAUUGAUAUUAAACAGGACCGAAAGAUUAGAGAUGUAAUGAUACACUAUGAAUACCCCGACUCAGGAUUUGACUACAACUUAGUAUAUUUCAUUGCACGGAUGCAAGUCAUACUGUUUGCAAAGUUAUCAUCAUAGUCGGAAUUGGCCAAGGUCUCCUCGGUUGCACCAGUAAUUGAAUCCAAUUACUGGUUUAGAGCUUGUAAGUUACGACGUUAAAUUCAUAAAUGGCAAUGAAGCAUCAUAGAGAUUCCCAUCGAA
Messenger RNA from Physcomitrium patens, 2348 nucleotides. RefSeq names its product expansin-A4. Gene Ontology annotation, biological process: plant-type cell wall organization. Lineage: Eukaryota; Viridiplantae; Streptophyta; Bryopsida; Funariales; Funariaceae. The record is from RefSeq and is a predicted model, not a curated record. Gene Ontology annotation, cellular component: extracellular region.